AAAUCACAUCCAAUCCAUUUUUAAACCAACACCCAAAAAAUAUAUUCGGCGACUUUUGUUGGAGUUGAUGGCAGACAAACCCGACCCGUCGGAAAUAACCCAGAUUAUUCACGCAAUCAUCCCACUUUCUGAGGAGAGAGAAAGCCUACCAAUUCCUCAGGAAGAGAGAGAAUGGGGAAGAACCCUUUCUCUUUCCGCCGGAGUUUCUCUCGUCGCCGGAAUCGCAAACUUCCGGCUAUGAUGUCGCCGGAAACCUCGGGAAUUGAAAUUGUUCCGACGCCGAAAACCGAUGAAGUUGCCGGAUCUUCCGCCGACGCUGUUGUCGUUGCGAGUAGUAGUAAAGUGAAGAAGAAGAUGGGAGGUUCGAGGUUAUGGAUGAAAUUCGAUAAGUUUGGUGAGUCGGAAUUGUUUGAGUGGGAUAAGAGUUCGAUUAUUAAGCGUGUUGGGAUUCCGGCGAGAGAUUUGAGGAUUCUUGGGCCUGUUUUCUCUCAAUCUUCUAAUAUUCUUGCUAGAGAAAGAGCCAUGGUUGUCAAUUUAGAGUUCAUCAAGGCCAUAGUAACUGCUGAAGAGGUGCUUUUACUUGAGCCUCUUCGCCAGGAGGUUCUUCCUUUCGUGGAUCAGCUUCGGCAACAGCUUCCUCAUAAGAAUCAGGCUAUGAAUAAAUCAGAACUUGUAAAUGAUCGUGAUAAUAAAGUACGUUCCACUGAGGCGCAGUGGGCACGUACCCCUGAAGCUGUUGAAGGUGAGCAGCAGGAGCUUCCAUUUGAAUUCCAGGUGCUAGAAAUUGCCUUAGAGGUGGUCUGUUCUUAUUUGGAUUCCAAUGUUGCUGAGCUUGAGAAGCAUGCUUAUCCUGUGUUGGAUGAAUUGGCUCGAAACGUAAGUACCAAGAAUCUUGAACGUGUGAGGAGCUUGAAGAGUAAUCUCACCCGCUUGCUUGCUCGGGUGCAAAAGGUAAGAGAUGAAAUUGAGCAUCUUUUGGAUGAUAAUGAAGAUAUGGCUCAUCUAUAUCUUACGAGAAAGUUGAUUCAAUAUCAACAAUCUGAAGCUUUAAUGAAUUCAGCUGCAUCACAUUCCCUUGUCCCGUCACAACAUGCUCUUCAUCGGAACAGCUCUCAUCGGAGUGGAAGUAUAAUGACCAGCAACUACUGGGAUGAUGAUGUUGAAGAUCUUGAGAUGUUACUGGAGGCUUAUUUCAUGCAGUUGGAUGGGACUAGGAACAAGAUAUUGUCUGUAAGGGAAUACAUUGACGAUACGGAAGAUUAUGUGAAUAUCCAACUUGACAACCAGCGUAACGAACUUAUUCAAUUGCAGCUCAAUCUGACAAUUGCAUCAUUUGCAAUAGCACUUGAUACCCUCAUAGCAGGAUUUUUUGGCAUGAAUAUACCAUGUAGCCUAUAUAAUAUAAACGGUAUAUUUGGCUACGUUAUUGGAGGUGGCACUGCCUUUUCUUUUCUGAUUUUUCUCCUGAUUUUAGGAUACGCCAGGUGGAAAAAGCUACUUGGCUCCUGAGUCUUGACCCUGUUUACAUUGUAAUUGUUGUUUAUGACCAUAGAGCAUAGUUAUCUCAAGGUAAAUUGUCAAUUUUAAAUAUUCCAUCAUGUAUAGCAUAAGAACUACCUUGAUGAGGAAAAUGAAACCUCUUACUGGAUAUCCGUCUCCGUUGAACACUGAAUUAUUUGGAAGUUACAUGUCUCUGUUUAUGAUAUAUACUGCCAUUCUGUUGUCUA
Messenger RNA from Chenopodium quinoa (quinoa), 1727 nucleotides. Its product is annotated as magnesium transporter MRS2-4-like. Gene Ontology annotation, cellular component: membrane. Gene Ontology annotation, molecular function: magnesium ion transmembrane transporter activity. Bases 172 to 1509 code for a protein of 445 amino acids. NCBI's taxonomy places the organism in Eukaryota, Viridiplantae, Streptophyta, Magnoliopsida, Caryophyllales, Amaranthaceae. The record is from RefSeq and is a predicted model, not a curated record. The transcript is spliced from 4 exons. Gene Ontology annotation, biological process: transmembrane transport; magnesium ion transport.